ACUUCAUGGAACUUCAUACAUGAAGUCUCUGUUGUAUACCCCUUGGUGGAAAUACGACGUUUUCUCUGAUCUCCUCGUGAAAUACAUGCAUUCAUAGAAAUUCUAAAAGACUUCAUGAGACUUCAUAAGACUUCGCAGGACUUCAUAAGACUUCUAGAGACUUCUAAAGACUUUAAAGAUUUCAUGCAUGAAGUCUCUGUUGUAUACCCCUUGAGUAAAACUAACAAGAAUUUAAUGAAAAUAUUUAAAAUAAUAACGAAUGAAUCAGGAGGAUCUCAAUAGGAAGUAGAGACUUGUUCUCGAGGUUAAAUGUGAAUGAGGGUAACUCAGUGUGAGUGUAUUGUUUCUCUCCAUUCACGUGUACACUCACAUUAACAUCAAAAUUUGCAAAAAAAUGUUUCUGCGAGCAACUGUCCUAAUUCCAUAGUACCUCAGUUUUAGUCUUAUAAGAAGUUUUUAGAGAAUCUAUUUAUGAUGAGAUAUUUUGAUGAUUUUAAAUAUUAUUAAAUAAUUUGUUUAUUUAGAAAAGUGUUGAUUCCAAAUCAAAAAAUGUCGAAUCAGAUAAAAGUAAAGAUUUAUCUUCAAUAAAUAAUGAUAUAUCCGGUAAAAAUGCGAAUAAAUUUUUAGAAGUCAAUCAUGUAUCAUCUCCACCUGAAUCUGUAUUUAUUCAUUUAAGUCCAAGUCGAUCACGUUAUUCGUUUCGUGAUGAAUUAUAA
Messenger RNA from Adineta steineri, 716 nucleotides. Lineage: Eukaryota; Metazoa; Rotifera; Eurotatoria; Adinetida; Adinetidae. The record is from the annotation of a GenBank genome assembly.